AUUUUUUAAAAAACUUUUUUUUUCUUUUUAAAUAAAACAAAGAAAAUAUAAAAAUUAAAAAAAAAAUAAAAAAAAUGGGAUACACAAUAUUAUUAGCCAUGCUGGUGGUCUUUGUGUCACGGAUGGUGUGGGCAGAUGAUGUAACACCAAUCCCUGAGGACAAACCCGGAGUGACUCAGUGGUUCAAUACUAACGUCGCUCCUUUAUCUGCGCGCAAAGGCACUUUAGAUCCAGCUCUCGAAGCUGCUGAGGCUUCGCCACGUACCAUCACCGUAAAUCCAAAGGGAGGCGAGUUCAAAACACUAACCGAGGCACUAAAGAGCGUACCUGCAGGGAACACAAAGCGUGUGAUCAUCAAGAUGGCUCCUGGUGAGUACAGAGAGAAGGUCACCAUCGACAAAGACAAACCCUUCAUCACAUUGUUGGGACAGCGCAAUGCCAUGCCGAUCAUCAGCUUCGACGGUACUGCCGCCAAGUAUGGCACCGUUGAUAGCGCCACCCUCAUCAUCUUAUCCGACUAUUUCAUGGCCGUCAACAUCGUCGUUAGGAACACUGCGCCGAUGCCGGAUGGUAAAACGAAGGGAGCACAAGCCUUAUCUAUGAGAAUCUCCGGAAACAAGGCGGCUUUCUACCGAUGCAGGUUCUACGGUUUCCAAGACACAGUCUGUGACGAUACCGGAAACCACUUCUUCAAGAGCUGUUACAUCGAAGGGACAUUCGACUUUAUCUUCGGAAGUGGAACCUCUCUGUACUUGAAAACAAGAUUGCACGUGGUGGGAAAUGGAAUUAGAGUGAUUGCAGCGCACGCGGGAAAGAGCGCAGACGAAAGGAGCGGAUACGCUUUCGUGCAUUGCAAGAUAACCGGAACCGGUGGUGGAAUCUAUUUGGGUAGGGCGUGGAUGAGCCACCCUAAGGUUGUCUACGCCUACACCAAGAUGACCAGCGUCGUCAAUCCAACCGGAUGGCAUGAAAACAAGUUGCCCGCACACGACAAGACCGUGUUCUACGGAGAGUACAAGUGCUUCGGACCAGGAUCGCACCAAGCCAAGAGAGUUCCAUUCACACAAGACAUUGAUACCACUGAAGCUAAACGUUUCCUUAGUCUCGGCUACAUACAAGGAUCCAAAUGGCUUCUCCCACCUCCCACUUUAUAGAUGUUUUAGUAUUAGCCUAUUAAAAUUUAAAUUAAAAGGAAAAAACUACACCGACGAUAUGAAUAUCGGUGUUUUUUUUGUUGGCUACUUUUUUGGAUUUCUUUUUCCAAGAGUCCUCUCUUCUUAGUUGUGAGACUUUGUGUAAUUUUAGUAUGUUACACAAUCAAUUGCAGUCUCGAUUGUUAUUAGAAAAAAUGCAGUAUGGGUUCUUAUCUUUUCAAAUUAAUAAUUUGU
Messenger RNA from Thlaspi arvense, 1388 nucleotides. The record is from the annotation of a GenBank genome assembly. Lineage: Eukaryota; Viridiplantae; Streptophyta; Magnoliopsida; Brassicales; Brassicaceae.